UGUAAAGUAUACUCGGUUGGGUCUGGUGGGUGUGGCCCCUCCCUAUCUUUCUUCCCCACAUAAUAAUAGAAAGGCAGAGAAUACUCAGGUGAAAAAGAGGCAAGAAUCAUCAAGAAGACAAGAACACACACACAUAGUAAGAGAGAGAGGGAGACUCAAUGGAGAAAGUGAAUCAAACAUUCUUCUUAUCUCACGGAACUCCCAGGUUGAGCAUAGACGACAGCUUGGAGGCCAGAGACUUCUUCAAAUCAUGGUCCCACAAAGUUUUUCAACACAAACCCAAAUCUAUUCUAGUCAUCUCUGCACACUGGGACACCGAGUUCCCAUCCGUCAACACUGUUCUCCGUAAUACAACCAUCCACGACUUCAAUGGUUUCCCUGAGCCUAUGUACAAGCUGAAGUAUGAAGCACCAGGAGCUAUUGAACUCGGAAAGAGGGUUAAAGAACUGCUAAUGGUAGGAGGAGGAAUGAAGCGUGUUGAUGAAGAUACAAAUAGAGGACUUGAUCAUGGAGCUUGGAUUCCUCUUAUGCUGAUGUACCCAGAGGCGGAUAUACCCGUUUGCCAGCUCUCUGUUCAGUCAUCUCAAAAUGGGAGUUACCAUUACAACAUGGGCAAAUCAUUGGCUCCACUGAAAGCGGAAGGUGUUCUUAUCAUUGGCUCUGGAAGUGCUACUCAUAACUUGAGCAAGCGCGGCUAUAACGUCUUUACUGACUCUUCGGUUUCUUGGGCUUUAGAGUUUGAUCUUUGGCUCAGAGACUCUCUCCUUCAAGGAAGAUAUGGAGAUGUGAAUGAUUGGGAUGAGAAAGCUCCGAACCCUAGAAUGGCGCAUCCAUGGCCUGAGCAUUUGUACCCGUUACACGUUGCAAUGGGUGCGGCAGGUGAUGAUGCAAAGGCAGAGCAAAUCCACACAAGCUGGACAAGUACUUUGUCUUAUUCUUCUUAUAGAUUCACUUCUUCCCUCUGAAACACUUCAUUCACUUGUUGCGUCUCUUCUCUUAAUAAGCUUUUGUGUAUUUCACUUCUCUUUAAUUAUCCAUAUGUAUCAAAAUACAACUCCUUCAUUGAAUAAUUUCGAUUCUCUA
Molecule: messenger RNA, 1083 nt
Organism: Brassica napus (rape)
Lineage: Eukaryota; Viridiplantae; Streptophyta; Magnoliopsida; Brassicales; Brassicaceae
Product: extradiol ring-cleavage dioxygenase
Exons: 3
Coding region: 159-965 (268 amino acids)
Molecular function (GO): ferrous iron binding; oxidoreductase activity, acting on single donors with incorporation of molecular oxygen; zinc ion binding
Source: RefSeq, a predicted model, not a curated record